Anopheles nili is the source of this 609-nucleotide messenger RNA. RefSeq lists its product as uncharacterized. The record is from RefSeq and is a predicted model, not a curated record. NCBI's taxonomy places the organism in Eukaryota, Metazoa, Arthropoda, Insecta, Diptera, Culicidae. The coding region runs from base 1 to 609 and encodes 202 amino acids. The transcript has 3 exons.
AUGUCUCAAAACCAACAAACAGACGAGGUGAUCGAAACGCUCACAGAGUACUAUGACCCGAUCGCGAUUCUUUUCAGUAGUGUUAAUUACAAUACUGAAAAUCUUACUAUCGAGCUGCGACGAUGCGGGGUAAAAUACAAUCAACUCAGCGGGCUGGUGAAGGAGGACUUGCGACUAAUGGGCAUGACAAACGAUGAAGCUAUAAAAGAAAUUUUGGAUGAACUUUCCUCCCUGUCCAAUCAAGAUAGGCUUUACGAUAGUGUACUUUGCAACGAAUUUAUACCAGAAAAAUAUUCCGAAACAGUGCUGAAACACAGUGUAGAACACUUGGAGUUAAUGAACAACAUGCUUUCGCUUAUUCAAUUGAAGCUACAGGCAUCUUUUCCGAAUAAUGUACUGCUGGAGGAUAAUGUUUAUGCAUCUCAGUUUUGUUUACAGCUUUGCGAUAAGAUUAGCGAAAAAAUAGGCGAUAUUCAAGCUGAAUGCACAGAAACAAAAUUCGUCAAGCCUAAAAAUUUUAGGCAAAGAAUAACACUUCCUAUAUUGUUGGCUACUGGAGCGGUAGUUGUAGUUCUAGUUUGGCAAAAUAAAAUUCACAAGUUUUGGUAA